AUGCAGGCAGCUUGAUGUUAUCGAUGAGCAUGCUGUGGAGUAAAAUUUAAUAACUCAGCCAAAAUGCCUCAUCCGGAUCUUUUAUGAUUAGACAAGACAACAAAUAUAUUUGCUAAGCCAUUUUCAAGAAGGAUAUUCAAAGGGAAACUACAUCUUGUGACACGAUGUCGGCCAACUCAGGAAGCUAGCUCUGCUGUCCCGGCGAUGAAAUAUGAGUUCAGAUAUUUAAUUUCUUUAUUUUUUCACGUUUAAUGUGUUUUUUGUCAUUUUUAUUUUGACAGUACCACAUAAGAGGGAAAUGCUGGCUGAAAUGACAACAGAAUCCUACAGUAAAUGUAUGAGGCUACAAAUCCCCAUCUACCCUGACGACCAGGUUCCCACUCCUGUGGCUGAUAAGUCUCUUUGCAAUGCUAAAAUACUUCUCUGCAGUUGCUGACCUAAGAAACUGUGAAGAAGCAGGCAGCACGUGCCAUCAACAGGCCGAGUGUCUGAAAGUCCAAAGCAAUUUUACCUGUGUGUGUCGCAUGGGCUACCAGGGUGAUGGACUACUCUGCGAAGACAUUGAUGAAUGUCUCAGCGGCCUACACAGUUGUCAUCCUAACGCCCACUGCAAAAACACCAUGGGCAGCUACAGUUGUGUCUGUCUUAAUGGAUAUAUUGGAGAUGGCACCAACUGCCAGGAUAUCGACGAGUGCCAAAAAGAAAACGGGGGCUGUCACACCAAUGCCCUGUGUAGUAAUUUUGAGGGCGGAAGAAAAUGCCUAUGUAAAGUCGGCUUCAAGGGAAACGGUUUCCAGUGCACUGAUAUAAAUGAAUGCACUAACCAAAGGAUUUGCCACUGGAAUGCAACAUGUACCAACAAUCCUGGAUCUUACGUGUGCACUUGCAAUCACGGCUAUAAGGGCAAUGGAAACUACCUAUGUCUUGAUAUAGAUGAAUGUUCAGAGACUCCAUAUGUGUGUUCGUCCUCACUUGGAUACAAAGGCUGUAAAAAUCUGCCUGGCACUUAUCGCUGCACAUGCAGCAACGGCUUUGAAAGUGACGGGCAGAGCUGUGUGGACAUUGACGAAUGUGCGAGUAACAUCUGCAGUCUAUAUGCAGACUGUGUCAACAUCAUUGGUUCAUACCAAUGUACCUGUGACAGUGGUUUUGUCGGAAAUGGCCUGACAUGUGUUGACAUAAAUGAAUGCAAUGGAAAUAAUGGAUGUGACCCCAAUGCUAUUUGUAUUAACAGGCUCGGAGGUUAUGAGUGCUCUUGUCCAGAGGGUUUUGAAGGAGAUGGAAAACUCUGCAACGAUAUUAAUGAAUGUUCAACACUAGACGUCUGCCCUACCACCACUAUCUGUGUCAAUACUGGAGGGUCAUUUUAUUGUGACUGUGGUACAGGAUUUAUCUUUAAUAACUCAAAGUGCCAUGACCUUGAUGAAUGUGCUGCAGAUCGUUGCAGCCCCUACUCUCUAUGCACCAAUUCACCAGGCUCCUUCACAUGUCAGUGUGCAGUAGGCUAUAGCGGAAAUGGCUUCACAUGUGUAGAUGUGGAUGAAUGUUCAAUUGCUAGUCAAUGUCACGCUAACGCCCUUUGCAUGAAUCUGCCUGGUAACUACAACUGCACCUGUCAGGUGGGUUACUCUGGAGAUGGGGUGAUCCAGUGCAGUGAUGUGAACGAGUGUCUAGUAGAUAAUGGGGGGUGUAAAAAUAAGGCUACAUGUGUGAACAACCAAGGUUCUUUCACUUGCCUUUGCCAGUCAGGUUUUGUCUUAGUUAACCACACCUUUUGCCAGGAUGUAAAUGAGUGUGUAACGCUGGAAAAUCUGUGUGGUGUCAAUGAAGAAUGCAACAAUAUUGACGGUUCAUACGAGUGCUCAUGCCAGGUUGGUUAUUACCGCCCUGCCGCCAGCAUGGACUGUGUAGAUAUUGACGAGUGUAAAGAAAACCCUUGCCACAAAAAUGCUACAUGCCUCAACACAAUUGGCUCCCACACCUGUACCUGUAAGCGGGGUUUUGCAGCAAAUGGCAUGCAGUGUGAAGACAUUGAUGAGUGUUCAAUGGUGGACACAUGCCACCCACGGGCAAUAUGCACCAACCAUAUUGGAGACUUCUUCUGCUCUUGCUAUCAAGGUUUCAUAGGUGACGGAUUUUCCUGUCAGGAUGUGGAUGAGUGCAUCAUCUCGGAUACCAUUUGUCCCAAUUUCUCAAAGUGUGUCAACUCUCCUGGUGCACAUGUUUGCUCAUGUUUGAAUGGCACAGUCGCCCUAAAUGACACUUGUGUGCUACCCAGCCCACUAUGUGACCCUGCGUGCCAUAUUCAUGGUCUGUGCCACUAUUCACCUACUGGACACCAAUGUGUGUGUGACCUUGGUUACGUUGGUGACGGGCUGGUAUGCUCUGAUAUCGAUGAGUGCCAGAGGGAAAAACUUUGUCCUGAAAAUGACACGGAAUGCAUAAAUAUCCCAGGAUCAUAUUCCUGUGUUUGCAAACGAGGCUACUAUCUCAGUGAAACUCAGUGUGUCGAUUUAAAUGAGUGUGAAACAGGAACAGAUGAGUGCAGUGACUUUGCCCAAUGUGACAACACAAUGGGCAGCUACUUUUGCUUCUGUCUCAUGGGCUUUACGGGCGAUGGAAAAAAAUGCUCUGACUUCGAUGAAUGCCAAGUCCUAAAUGGUGGAUGCCAUAACGUUUCCAGCUGCACAAACACUGCUGGAUCUUUCAUCUGUGCUUGUCCAUUUGGAAUGGAGGGCAACGGCUUUGAAUGCCAAGAUGUAAAUGAAUGCGAGCAGAACUCCACCCUGGUACAUAACUGCAGUAUCCAGGCUUUUUGCCGCAACACAUACGGAUCAUACCUCUGCCAGUGCCAGGAUGGAUACCAGGGCGAUGGUUUUGUCUGCAAGGAUAUAGAUGAAUGCCAGGAAGACACGACUUGCAGCACAAACAUGACAUGCAGGAACACCAUCGGUUCCUACACUUGUCUGUGUAUUGUUGGCCUGGUCUAUGACAUGGGGACAUGUGUGAAUGAAGACACCUGCCUAAACCCUAGUUCUGUCUGCCACCCUCUGACUGAGUGCCACCUAUAUCAAGGUUCUUUCUACUGUCACUGUAAAGAUGGAUAUCAUGGCAAUGGCUCUGAAUGUUCAGAUGUGGAUGAAUGUGAAGAAUUACAAUAUCAAAUCUGCCCAACCUUCUCCUCCUGCUUCAACACUAAUGGCUCCUACAUAUGUAAAUGUUGGGAAGGUUUUCUUGACAAUGGGACAAUCUGUCAAGACCUGGACGAAUGUGCAAUGGGGAACUUCACCUGUCCUUACAACAGUACCUGUACCAAUGUUGAUGGUGGCUACAUAUGCACUUGCGACUCAGGGUUCUUAGGCAAUGGCUCCAUAUGUUUGGAUGAAGAUGAAUGCUCUUUUGACUUCAUCCAGUGCCCUAAUUCUUCCAGCUGCAUAAACUUAGUGGGAUCUUUCUUCUGUGAGUGCUGGGAAGGUUACCAUAAUAACGAAAGUGAAUGUGAGGAUAUAAAUGAGUGCCUUAGCAACUCUACCUGCCCUGAGUAUAGCACAUGCAUCAACACUAAUGGGAGCUUCCAGUGUAUGUGUGAUGCCGGAUUUACCCAUGUGGAGGAAGUCUGCAUGGAUAUCAAUGAAUGCAAUGAUACUAGUCAUUGCACCAAUGGGACAUGCAUGAAUACAAUGGGAUCAUAUUACUGUGAAUGCAUCACUGGAUUCCUGAGUAAUGGGACAACGUGUGUGGAUGUGGAUGAAUGCUUAAGCUCUUCCAACUUAACAGUGUGUCAGCCCCAGUCUACUUGUGUAAACACCCCUGGGUAUUACCAUUGCCCUUGUAAUGAGGGCUUCAUUCUCAAUGGUACUGAGUGUCUGGAUUUAGAUGAGUGUCAUGACCAAAAUGAUAACCUGUGCCCUGAACACUCAUUCUGUAAGAACACAGCAGGAUCCUUCAUCUGUGAGUGUUAUCCGGGGUACAGGUUAUUCUCAUUAGGUUGUGAAGAUGUUGAUGAGUGCAAAGACAACACCACCUGUCGCCUUGAUCAGGUGUGCACCAACCUUCCUGGAACAUACAACUGCACAUGUGCUUUGGGGUAUCAUGAGGAGGCAGGCAUGUGCGUUGACACCAAUGAAUGUGUCGAUUUGCCUUGCCAUUCCUUGGCACGGUGCUGGAACACCCUUGGAUCCUUUUCGUGCCGCUGCCCUAUGGGUUUUGCAGGAAAUGGCAUGUGGUGUGAAGAUGUGGACGAGUGUGUUGCAUUGACUCAUCCAUGCCAUCCUGUGUCACACUGUCACAACUCCCCAGGUUCAUACACAUGUGUAUGCAUGCAUGGCUUUAUUAGUAUUGGAACCCUGUGUGCAGAUCUUGAUGAGUGCCAACAGGCCAAUGCACAGUGUCAUACUUUUGCUACCUGCUCUAAUCACAUCGGAGGUUACAAAUGCACCUGCAGUCAGGGCUGGGUUGCGUCCAAAGACAAUGGUCACGGAGAAAGAGGAUGUGUGGACUUUGAUGAAUGUAUAUCCCCUAAUAUAUGUCCAGGGCAUACCUCUUGUGUUAAUCUACCGGGGUCUUACACCUGUUCCUGUCCAGAAAGUCAUUCAGCGUGCAGCAUGACUCAAAAGGAGAGCAACAUAUACCCUUUUGGAGCAGAAGUUGGUGAUAAAAGAAUAAACAUGGAUACAGAAGAUGGAAAUUCUCCAUACAUCAAACCACCAAUUGGUUUUCCAUUCAUGGGGAAAUUAUAUGACAGAAUUUAUUUCUCAGACAACGGCCUUGUCCAGUUUCAGUCUGUUGCUGUGAAUGAGCAGUACCUGUUUCCAGCGCCUUUAUCCACUGGUUUUCCCGAUAUGAAUGUCUCUCUUUUGGCAGUAUUCUGGGAUGACGUUGACCUCACCCAAGGCAAUGGACAGUUGUUCUAUCAGGAAUACCAUAAAUCGGAUGUAUCAGACAUGUACUCCCACAUGGUGUUCAAUCGUACAACUGAAGAUGUGUCAAAAUUUGAGAGGCAAAGAGGCAAGCCUGCCUUCAACCCUUCCUGGAUACUCAAGAUUACUUGGUAUCUUGUAAUGGCUGUGUCAUACCAGAAAAUCAAUCAGUCAGAGACCAACACAUUCCAAUGCAUUCUUGCUACGGAUGGAGCACGCUCCUUUGCCCUCCUACAAUAUGGGGACAUGAAUUGGGGUCCCGGACAGAGAGAAAAUCUUGAGGCUCUCAUUGGCUAUACAGAUGGAAAAAACAUCCACAUAGAGACCACUAUGCCCCCAGAAAACCUGUUUGGUCCAGGGGGGCGAUACAGACCACAGCAGGUGAAAGGGCCUUUGGGAAAGUUAGGCCAAUUUGUGUAUGAUUUCAAUGAAAUCGACAAGUCAUAUGCAGACCCAGGACUGAUGUGCCAGUCAUGGGCAAUGAAGGAGCCUGAACCUGCUGAAUGGACUGAAGGGCUACCCUCGUGUCCUUGUGCUCGCACUCAGGCUCUGGAAGACUUGUCCUUCUUGCAGGAUACUGCUAACCAUGGAGAAAAGUUGACAACUUUGAGGAAUCAGAGAUGGGUUGGUGCAGGGGGCCACAUCUUCAAGUCAAUUUUGUCCCACAAAGAAUCAGGAAAAAGAUGUGUAUAUGAUCCAGAGGGACCACUGCUGGCAGGUUACAAUGAACGUUACUUCACAAGUCGAAGAAACCAAAAGCAUAUUGAUGAAGAUCUCUUACCUUUCCAAUGGUGUUGCGUUGAGUCUCCCCUCUGCCACUAUUAUCUCAGCAAGCGCCCUCUGGACCGUUGCAAUGGCUACAGUUGGGUUCGUCUAGAGGGCAGCAAGCCAGCCAGCAGUGCAACAAAGGGAAUCGCAAUGGUGUAUGGGAGCCUCCACUUCAUCACCUUUGAUGGGACAGAAUACUCCUUCAAGGCCCUAGGAGAGUUUGUGAUUGUGCGGCUGUCUUCCAACACUGGAUCUAAUAUAUUCACUUUGCAAGGACAGACUGAGAGGCUACACACAAACACACAAGGGAAAAGUGACUUACCAGUGGUGGUGCGCAUGGCUGCCUUCUACCAGGGCAUUGGCAAGGUUGAAUGGAGAUGUGCAGAGAAAGGAAAAGGACUGCGGGUGUUUGUUGAUGAAGCUGAAGUAUUCAUCACUGUUGGUGUAGUGCACGUAGGGGAGAGAGACUUUGCUGUACGCUGUAUCUCAGUGGAUCGUUGUGCAGCUGUGUACACUGGUGGUCUGCAUGUGCUUGUGUGGCGUGUGGAAGGCCACAAACAGUUGGCAGCUAUGGUGGAAGUUCCCCAGACCUUUUACAACCGAACUGUGGGCCUAAUGGGCCUCUGGAGUUCUAACCGCUCAGAUGACUUCCUUAUGUCUGAUGGCAGGCGCAUGUCCUCGCAUGAUUUCAACCCGCCGUCGGAAGAAAAGCUGCAUCAAUUUGGGCUGUCUUGGACUGUCCCACAACCAGAGAGCCUGCUGUUUUCUUCGUCUGCACUUGUUCCACUUGAACCAGUCUCUUUCAAAGAGUUGUAUGAAGGCUUCAGUCCUGAUGUGGUGGUGAAGCUAAGAAAAACCUGCCAAGGCAGCAGGCCGUGUGUCCACGACACCCUCGCAUCCGGCAGCUCAGUUCUGGGCCUUCAAACCUUGAAUGCUGAAAAACAGUACAAAAAUUUGGCCCUAAUCUAUGGUAACGCACCUCCAAUAGUGACAGAACCUACAAUGAUCCAUGCGGAAGUGAACUCUACAGUUAAUAUCCGGAUCAUUGCCCUGGACCCAAAUGAAGAUCCUAUAACCUAUUCACUACUCUUCCCAAGACCUCCACAGGCCUCCAUUGGCAGUGGUGAUGGUUUCUUAUCCUGGAGACCCCUUGGCACUGAGCCUGUCCAGCUUACUAUUAAGGUCACAGACAGACUCUCCAGCUCAUUGUUUACCCCCAUUCUGCGAAUCUGCAACUGCCUUAAUGGAGGGACUUGUCAGUAUGACAGCGUCACGGAAAACCAUCUUCAGGGAAAGUUCCAGGUGUUGGGAUGCCUUUGCCUUAAAGGAUUCAGUGGGAAGUUUUGCGGAACGGUUGCAGACCCAUGCAUAGGCAAGCCAUGUUACCGAGGGGUGCAGUGCCAAUCUGAGUCACACCCGAAAGAUUUUACCUGUGGACAAUGCCCGGAUAAUACAGUGACAAACAGAAAGCAGGGAUACAAGUGCUUUGAGCAUGACAUGUGUAUGCCUCCUUUCCCUUUCCCGUGCCACAAAGAUGCGAUUUGCUCCAGCACAAAACAAAACUACACGUGCACAUGCAAGCCUGGCUUUUUCGGAGAUGGAAUCAAUUGUACAGAUAUCGACGAAUGCGCUGAGCUGUCAGCCUGUCCGAAUGCCAAGUUUGAGUGUAAGAACAAACCAGGCUCUGUUGACUGCUUCUGCAGAUAUCAGGACACAAGAGAGUCUGAUGGUUGUGGUGACGCUGGCAAUCCUCCAGGGGGUAAUGUGUUCAACGUUUCUGUGGACUGGAGGAGGAACAGAGCAGAUGGACUCGAGCAGCUGGUUGACAUCCUGUCCAUGGGCUUCCAGAACAAAUUCUACAACGCCAGCAGGAAGAAUCCAGGACAGAGCUCCGGUCCACGCCUGGUUGAAUAUCGCAUCAACGUGUCCAGUGACACACCGCACUGGUACAUCAGGGACUACCUGGCCAGUGUCAGCAGCCACUAUGACAUCCGCUCCAUAGAAGUUGAUGAUUUGGAUGAGUGUAAGGCCAAGGAGGCGGUGUGUGUGCACCCUGCUCUGUGCACCAACACUUAUGGAGGGUACAGGUGUGUGUGCAAUGGCACAACUGAUGUGGAUGAAGCCCAGUCCUGUGUACUAACAGAUCGAGAAACAUCGAGCAACACAGACCUGGACCUUAUUCUUGGCCUAGUUCUGGGUAUCGGCAUUCCUCUGCUGCUCCUUCUGGCUGCACUUGCUUGUUUCUGUUGCUCUAAGAAGACUGUUAGUGGAGAUCUGCCUCACCUGUUAACAGACAACGUACAAGAAGCACACAAUCCUCCACCCUUCAACUACUCGGACCCUGCUCUGCAUUACAUGACCCACUGCAGCCCCCGCAUCAUAGACAACAUCACACCCCGGCAACGCCACACAUAACCCACGCCGAAUCUACACCUGCACAUGGAUGUAAAGUAUUUUUUUUCUAAAAAACACACACAUGCGCACGGAAAUCCAUGUUCUACAGGGACAAGAUCAAUGACUGUUAUUUAUAAGAUGAGAAACAGUAAACCAUGAUGACUUUU
Messenger RNA from Nerophis ophidion (straightnose pipefish), 8248 nucleotides. RefSeq names its product fibrillin-2. Lineage: Eukaryota; Metazoa; Chordata; Actinopteri; Syngnathiformes; Syngnathidae. Gene Ontology annotation, biological process: cell-matrix adhesion. The record is from RefSeq and is a predicted model, not a curated record. Gene Ontology annotation, molecular function: calcium ion binding. The transcript is spliced from 25 exons. The coding region runs from base 408 to 8102 and encodes 2564 amino acids.